AACUGAUUGGAGCAGCACUCCUGCUCCAACUGAAAUUCAACUUGUACAGCUAAUCCCCUCUCUAUCUAUCUCUCUCCCCAAAGUCAUUGCUACAUAAGAGUCUCACAGAAGACUCGGUCAAUUUGGGGAGAAUGAAAGAGAUAAUUAAGCAGAAGAUGAUGAACAGGUUGCACCGCCGUAAUUCCUCCUCUUCUUCCACCGCCUCCGUUGAUUUCACGUCUGGCGAAAGACUCCAAUUCAACUUCUCCGGUCUUCAAGCUCUUCAGGUCCCCAAGGGAUGGGAUAAGCUUUCACUGUCUAUCAUCUCUGUAGAAACAGGAAAAACUCUCGCCAAAACAGGUCGAGCAUCAGUACAGAAUGGAAACUGUCAAUGGACUGAGAAUUUGUCAGAAUACAUUUCAGUUCCCCAUGAUGAGGCUUCAAAAGGGCUUGAGCAGUGUCUGUAUAAGCUUCUCAUUUCAAUGGGAUCAGGAAGAUCUAGCAUUCUUGGAGAAGUUACAGUAAAUUUGUCAAAUCACUUGAAUUCUGAAACUUGUAUUUCUAUCACGGAACCGCUAAAAAACUGUAGUCAUGGGACAAUCUUGCAGGUGGAAAUUAGGUGCCUAACACCACACACAAGUCUGAGGAAUGAAAGAUGGGUAGACACUGAUUCUCUUACAGAAGAUACCAAUGCUUCUGAUGACCUUGAUAACACAUCAGAUAUAUCUGAUGGUAAAAUCAGCAAGCGUGUUGUACAAGAUAGAAGCUUAUCUACAGGGGGGUCACGCAGUAGCUUUGAUUCAAUGGAUGAUUCUUUUGGCAGGGAAAGUUAUUCCCCUCAUAGGAAUCUAAGUGAAGUUACGAAUGGCGUAAUCGGAAUACAGGAUUCCGUUGGCUCUUUAAAUAGCACCCAAUAUGGCUCAUAUCGUGCCUAUGAUUCUCCUAGAUCGAUUCGUUCUCCUUAUGGCUCAGGAAAGCAUACUUUAAGUCAAAGACAUGAUUCUGGGAAAGUUUCACAUUCCGUUCCGGCAUCGCCAUUACGGACUUCUGGUUCCAUUGAAUUUGGUCCGGAAUCAGAAGGGGCGACAGUUGAAGAACUCAGGGCAGAAGCAAGAAUGUGGGAAAGAAAUGCAAGGAAGUUAAAGAUUGAUCUGGAUUUCUCAAAAAAGGAUUCAAGAGACCAAACAAGGAAGUUUGAAAAUGCAAGUAUGGAGGUUCUUGCAUUGCAGACAGAAUGUGAUGGACUGAAACAUGAAAUAGAUUACUUGAAAGCUCUCCUGGAUGAAGCUGAAGUGAAAGAAGAGGCUGCUGAUAAUCUAAAGCUCCAAGAGAAGGAUGAUAUUCGGACGGAAUUGGAAGAGGAAUUAAAAUUUCAGAGAGAGUUGAAUAAUAAUUUAUCUCUGCAACUAAAUAAAACUCAAGAAUCAAAUCUUGAGUUAGUUUCUAUUCUACAGGAACUGGAAGAGACCAUAGAGAAACAGAGAUUAAGCUUGAAAGAUGAACAAGUUCUCAAGGCUCAAACUCUACUGGAUUAUGAGUCUGAAUGGUCGAAGAAAUUAAGCUUGAAAGAUGAAGAAAAUUUUAUUUUAAAAGGAAAAUUAUCUGCUCAAGUUCCAGAGGAAAUACCAGAUCUCAUUGAAGUUCAAGCUUUGAAGGAUAAGAUUCGGGAGCUUGAGAGUGAUUGUAAUGAGCUUACUGAUGAAAAUCUUGAACUCCUAUCUAAGCUUAAAGAAUCAAGUAAGGAUAGUGGUUCCAAGUCCCCCAAUAUUGAAGAUUCGGAGAUGAUCGAACUUGAAUGCCAGAUACAGCAGCUGAAAGAAGAGGCGAAGAAGAGAGAGGUUGAUGGAAUAGAUGCUUGCUACCUACAAAUUCGUUGCAAUGAUCUAGAAAACAAGUGUGUGGAACUAGAGGCCAAGAUGCAGGGUUUCAAGGAUAAAGCUUGUUAUCUUGAUGAUGAACUGCAUAAAUACCGUGCAAAAGCAGAAGAUCAGGAAAAUGAGGUUGCUGCACUGAAACAAUUGUUGAAACUGCAGCAAGAAGGAAAACAUGAAAAUUCAUUCACUGGAGAAGGACAUGCUGAAGAUAAUGUACAAUGUGGUGAACAGAUCAAAACAAUGAUAAGCAAUCCUUGUAAUGUUGAAAAUGAGACUGACAAUGGUGAUAUGCUAGAGAAGUUGAAUAUGGAGCUAAAAUCCAGAGUGGGUGGUGUAGAUAAGGAACUAUUGGCAGCAAAAAACUGUGAGAUAGAAAAGCUUAAAUCAGAUUGUUUGGUGAAGGACAAGGAGAUUGAGCGCCAAAGUUGCUACCAAAGAGACCUGGAGGCUCAAUUGUCUAAACUGCAAACAUUAAAGACUCAGUUGAAGGGAGCUAUGAAAACCAUGCAAUCUGACAGCACAAUCAUCUCUGAAUGUCUAGAAAAGGUAAAAAGCGACAUGGUGGUGCUCAGCGCUCAAAAAGAUUCCCAAGUUGCAGCCAACAAGAUUCUCGAAAAGAAAUUACUUGAGAUUGAAAGCUGUAACAAGGAGUUAGAGCUUCACUUGGGUGAAAUGGAACUAGAAAAUCUACACUUAUCAGAACGCAUAUCUGGAUUGGAACCUCAACUCAGAUACUUAACUGAUGCAAGAGAAUCAAGUCGUUUAGAGAUGGACCAUUCAGAGACACGUGUCGUGAAUCUACAGGCUGAAGUCAGAAGGCUAGAAGACGAAAUGGAAACAAACAAAGUUGAUAUGAGACAGAAACUGGAAAACAUGCAGAAAAGAUGGUUGGAAGCUCAAGAGGAAUGCGAGUAUCUGAAAAAAGCUAACCCGAAGCUACAAGCUACUGCUGAAAAUUUGAUUGAAGAAUCCAGUGCACUUCAAAAGUCAAAUCGAGAACUAAAGCAACAAAGACUCGAUUUAUACAAUCGCUGCAUUGCCCUAGAAACAGAACUGAAGGAAUCACAACAUAAGUUCUCCAAAUUAUCAAAAAACUUACAAGAUUUAGAAGGUAAGUUUUCCUCGAUGAUAAAUGAGAUUGCUGCAAAAGAGAAAAUGUUUGAUUCGGAAGUUGCGGCUUUACAUCUGGUGAACGAAGAGCAGACAGAGAAGCUUAACUUGUUCAAUCAAAUGUACUUGGAGAAGAUGGUUGAAAUUGAUAACCUUCAACAAGAGACAGCACAUCUCAGCACACAAAUAUAUUCAACUCAAGAUGAAAAGGAUAGAAUGGCUUCAGAAGCUGUGCUUGAAAUGCAUGUCUUACGUGCAAAUAACGAUAAUCUGGAAGAAAAAUUCAGAGCAUCUGAGAAGAAGCUUCAUACUGUCCAAGUUGAAUAUGAAGCAAGGAUUCAGGAGCUGACUGUUGAGCUGUCUGCUUCCAGACAGAACCAUGGAGUUCUAGAAGCAAAUCUUGAAAAAAUGAUGGAGCUACUGGAGAAUACUAGAUUUGAUGAAGAAAAGGUGAGAAUCACAGUUGCUGAGCUGGAUGGCAACCUUAAACGUUCCGAAUACGAAAGAGUACAAUUAACAGAAGAGAUCUCGAGUCUUAAAGAUCAAUUGGUGAAGAUUCCAAUUUUGCAGGAGGAAGUGGUGGCUCUGAAGAACGAACUGAAUGAUGUGAAAUAUGAGAAUGAAAGACUUGAAGCUUCGUUACAAAUGAUAACAGGGGAUUAUAAAGAACUGAAGGAAGCGAAAAGUUUAUUGUUGAAGAGAACAUGUAGCAUGCAGAAAGCGGUUAGCGAAUUGGAAGAUCAUAAGCGUAGUAAAGUUGCAUUAGAGGAACAAAUUAUGCGGCUUCAGGGUGAUUUAACUGCAAGAGAAGCAUUAUCUGCACAGGAUGCUGAGUUGAAAAAUGAGCUCGGGCGUUUGAAACGGUCAAAUAGUCAACUACAAUGGAAGAUAAACAGUCUUCAAGAAGAAAAAGAUGAAUGCAUGAAGAACGCUCAAGUUCUUGAAGAGAAACUGGAACACACUGAGUGCUCGACUACUAACAGUCCUGUUUCUUUUGUAUCAGAUAGCAUGAAGCCAUCAGAGGAUGUGGAAGGAAUUAAUAAAGACCAUGAUAGAGAUGUAUCUUUACUGGAGACCGAAUUGAAAGAGCUUCAAGAACGUUACCUCCAUAUGAGCCUGAAAUAUGCAGAAGUAGAAGCUGAAAGAGAAGAGCUUGUGAUAAAGCUAAAGGCUGACAGGCCUGGAACUGGAAGGAGCUGGUUUUCAUAAAUUCAGGGAUAAUUCGUAUACCAUUAUCAGUUUAUCAUUGCCUCCUGAUUACCAUUACCCAGGUAAAUUUAUCUUUCUUAUUCAUUGUAUGUUGAUUAAGUUGUUGAAGAAAUAGCAUGGGGUAAAUGAAUACAACAAAUAGGAGAUAGAAGAAAAUACGAGUUAGAUGGU
This is a messenger RNA of Lactuca virosa, 4343 nucleotides long. NCBI's taxonomy places the organism in Eukaryota, Viridiplantae, Streptophyta, Magnoliopsida, Asterales, Asteraceae. The record is from the annotation of a GenBank genome assembly.